Molecule: messenger RNA, 1926 nt
Organism: Coffea arabica (coffee)
Lineage: Eukaryota; Viridiplantae; Streptophyta; Magnoliopsida; Gentianales; Rubiaceae
Source: RefSeq, a predicted model, not a curated record
AUGAGUACCCGUCCAGAAUCAUUUGAUAGGCCUGCAACCACAUCGCCGACUGACUCGGCAAAUCUGGGAGCUCAACUGAGUGAAGUUCUAAACCAAUUUAAUGAGCUGAGCGUUGAAAUGAUGGCCCAACGGCGCGUAAUUGAUCAAUUGGUAGCUGGUGGUGCUAGCGGUGAACAACAUGAGCCCUUACCUCCUGGCCAAUCUAAACCUCAACCCAUAUUUUUACCUUAUACUCAAACCUCUGUUCCUUCACCAUUCAUAAGCCCCCCUGAGGAAGCCUUUACUUAUCCCACUCAUGGCCCACAGCCUACUUACGUAUCUCACAUCCAAAUUAACCCUUCUCAUGCCCAAAUUCCCCAGAAUUAUCCGCCAAUCACUAUGAGCAUGCCAUUUGAACCUCAAGGACUACAUUAUUACUCCACCACUGAGCCAUUCACCUUAGAUACCGCCGCCCAAGGAAAGGCUGAAGCUGGGGAGUCAUCCGCACCGGUUGAUAAGAAUUUGCUAAAAAGAUUGGAUCGGUUUGAGGAGUUCAUAAGGAAAAACCAAGGUCUGAGCAAACAAGGAGGUCUAGACUACAACGAUCUGUGCCUAUUUCCGGAUAUGCAAUUGCCAAUGGGUUUCAAAGCGCCCAAAUUUAGCAAGUACAAUGGAACUGGCAAUCCCAAAACACACCUUCGGAUGUUCGCAAACAAACUUGGAAAGCCGAUAGAUGAUGAGAAUUUACCUGUACGUUUAUUUCCCGAGAGCCUAGAAGGCGACGCGUUGGAUUGGUAUUCCAAUUUGAAGCCUGAGGAUAUGAGAUCUUGGAUGGAUUUGUCAAAUGCUUUUAUGAGGCAGUACGAAUACAAUUGCGAGCUCGCUCCAACGAGGGCCACACUUGAGGGGACUAAAAGAAAACCAUCUGAGGACCACAAGACGUACGCGAAGAGAUGGAGGAAAUUGGCCGCUAAGGUGGAGCCUCCUAUGACCGAAAAUGAGAUUGCCGGAAAAAUUGUUAAUGUGUCAACAUUGAAGAUGCAACUAGAGGCUCUGCAAGACCAGAAUAACAGUGGGAAGAAAUCCCAAUUUAAAGGAAAAGAAGAGGAAACUGCUUUUGUUGGGGAUCAGGGCCCCUCGGCCAGACCUAGAUUUUCAAACCGCCUUGCUUAUUCGUCACCCUAUCCAUACUACCCAAACUCCCGUCCUAUCCACCAUACUACCAUUAACCAUUCUCGACCUCGACCAAAUUAUCCAAAUGUACUCAUACCACCCUUUCAAAAUCCUCAACCAAAUUUCCAAACUAGACCUCGCCCUCCUUUUAACCCAAGACCUAUUCCACCCCCUAGCCCAAAUUACCAACGAACCAGUGACACUCAAAAUUCAACGUCACACCGAACCUUCACCAAUCUAGGUCGGCCUGUUGACCAAUUAUAUGAGCAAUUGAAAGCUGUCGGGAAAAUUGGUGUUAUACCUCCUAAGAUCUAUUCUAAGCGCUUUCCUCCUGACUAUGACCCUCAAGCAGUCUGCGCUUAUCAUUCUGGAGCUCCCGGGCAUUCCACCAACGAUUGUCGGGCAUUGAAACAUAAAAUCCAGGAUAUGAUCGAAGUCGGAGAAAUAGUGCUAAGGAAAAAGGGUGAACAAGGACCGAGCAUAAAUACAAAUCCCUUUCCCGAACACAAGGACGUCUUUGAGAAAUUUGAUGGCAGCGAUCUCAUAAAUGUGAAUGUGAAUUUCAAAAAUGAGAUGAGUGGGAAAGAGGCAUCUGAAAAUGUUUCAAAGAGGCCCGAAUGGAAUAAAAGAAGUCCAAGCCGAAUCGGGAUCAAGAUUAGGCAUAAGAAGCAAUUGAACACAGUCCAUCGUGGUCAAUAUGAUCAAGAGGAUUGGUCUGUGAUUACCACUAAAGGGUCAAAUCAUGACCAUUCAGACGAGAAGGCAAAGCAUUAA